Molecule: messenger RNA, 1845 nt
Organism: Pyricularia grisea
Lineage: Eukaryota; Fungi; Ascomycota; Sordariomycetes; Magnaporthales; Pyriculariaceae
Exons: 2
Coding region: 1-1845 (614 amino acids)
Source: RefSeq, a predicted model, not a curated record
AUGCCAAAAAUCAGCGGUGACGAGGGGUCCAUCAGAAUGGACUGUCUCGAGGAGCACCAUCACACACCUUUGAGCUCAGAAGAUUCCACCCGCAUUCUCAUUUUAUCCCCGUCUCUGAGGAAGGAAGCGCCGAUACAAUGCAACCUACAAGAACUGUCAUUGUCGAAACCAGAAACAAAGUACGAGGCCGUAUCGUACGUCUGGGGAUCGCCACAAGGCACCAUGCCAAUCGUGUGUGAUGGAAAACGACUACUCGUUACGCCAAAUUGCCUCAACGCCCUGAUUCAUCUUCGACGCCGGUUUCGAGCGAGGACGUUGUGGAUUGAUGCCAUUUGUAUCGAUCAAGGUCGAGAUGAUGUCAGCAUCCGAGAGCGCAACCUGCAAAUCCCGCGCAUGGGCGAAAUUUACCGUGAUUCGUCGCGCGUUGUCAUUUGGCUUGAUCUAACAAAUAUCAAUCAGGCGAAGAUAUUCAACUGGGUCCGAUGGGAAAGGCUCCACUACAACCACCUGGUAAACACUGCCCGCAUAGUUGGAGUAUAUCCUGAAUCUAUGAGCAAAAAAACAGCCGCGGACCUACAAGAAUUAUCUCACAAUCCAUGGUUCUUCAGGGUUUGGACAAUCCAGGAAACAGCGUUUGCCAGAAGAGCUGUAGUUCAAGGCACACAUGGCACAGCUCAAUGGAAGCAAGUCUCCGGAUCGUUAAGGACUUGGAUGACGUCCAACAGCUGGCAGAACGUGAUGGAGCCUCGUAUUGCAGCAAGCGAGUUAUGCUCCUCCAAAUCCAUUCAUAUUUGGACGCUGACAACGCUACUCCGUCAUAUUCCGCAUUUGCAAUGUCAAGUAGAUCAUGACAAAAUCUUUGGUCUUUAUGCCAUUCUAAACAAAUGGCUGCAUAUGCCCGACCCUGACUAUAACAAACCGAUUCAAGAGGUUUUCCAAGCCGUUGCCGAAUCUUGCAUCAUUGGUUUUGGAUCACUUGCCUUGUUAUGGAUGACCUUACCUUCGAGAUCGACCAUGGGCCUGCCCUCCUGGGUACCGGAUUGGCUGCCGAGCCCUGCUGGUCCCUCAAAUGUUGAUACCACGGGUACUUUUGGCUUGGUGUUUGGCGCCCAAGUGCGUAUAUGGAUAGCCGGUGGACACCCAGGAGAUGUUAAACGAGAUUUCGGCGCCGGAAUAAAAAUCUCUGGCCGCAAGCUACAAAUCCCAGCCAAGCGCUUGGGCAAAAUCAAAUCGUGUAUUUCAUACAUCCCUCUAGCAUCUGGAGACCUUUCUGAUCGCAAGCAGCAAGCCAAAUUCGACAACGUCUGCCGGAGAUGGUGCAACUCAGUCAGGCUCAACUGGCCAGAAAACGCGGGCGAAAUUCUUCAAACGAUGAUAAGAUGCACCUCCGGUAGUACGGGGACUGAGAAGGAAUGGCAGCUUUUCGCUUGGUACCACAUGGUUUUGUACCCGGACGCGAAAAGGGCCGCAAGAAAAUUUGAAGAUUUGUCUCAUUCCGAUCACCAUCUCCAACGAUUGCGCGCUCGCUACAUCGGAAAACCGGUAUCGCGGGUUCUCAACGGCCUCAACGGCCUCGCUAGGACACACGCUGCAUUUCAUAAAGAAGCAAGGCUCGGGGCGCAUUACGCCUUUAUUAAACUCGACAAUGGUCUCCACGGGCGAGCGCACUACUCUUGUCUGGAAGGUGAUGAAGUUCAUCUUCUGCCGGGAGUCAGCUUUCCCAUGAUACUUCGACGGCAGGAAGACGGGUUUCGGGUGGUAGCUCCGGCCUAUAUUGUGGGGGCAAUGAAAGGCGAGUUUUGGCCUGAAGACAAGAGCGGCCUCGAAACAAUUGUUCUAGUCUGA